Olea europaea var. sylvestris is the source of this 660-nucleotide messenger RNA. RefSeq names its product transmembrane protein 256 homolog. The transcript is spliced from 6 exons. NCBI's taxonomy places the organism in Eukaryota, Viridiplantae, Streptophyta, Magnoliopsida, Lamiales, Oleaceae. The record is from RefSeq and is a predicted model, not a curated record. Bases 110 to 442 code for a protein of 110 amino acids.
GUUGGAUAAGAAAAUGAUACUUGUCUACUGCCAUAUUCCCUUAAAAUUUGAAUACUUGCAGAGAUAUAAAUAAGGGUUAAAGCAGCAGGAUUGACCAACGGGCACUCAAAUGGAUUCUCGUAUCUGGCACAAAGUCGCUGCAAUCUCUGGUAUAGCGGCUCUUGGCUUGGGAACAUACGGUGCCCACGCUUUCAAGCCAAAAAAUCCUUCUUACAAAGAGGUAUGGCAAACAGCAUCUCUGUAUCAUUUGGUCCACACGGCGGCCCUGGUUGCUGCCCCUAUUACAAGCCACCCAAACAUUUAUGGAAGCCUUUUGACUGCUGGAAUCCUGGCUUUCUCUGGGACUUCUUCGAUAAAGUGGACUAGAAAUGAAGUCAAGCAGAGCGUCCUCUUUAAACAACUCAAUGAAAAUUGGCGAGGUGUUACACGGUUGCAUACUUAGAAGACAGGAAAUACUCUAAACUAGCCCCCUUUGGGGGAUUUGCUUUCAUUGGUGCUUGGGCAAGCUUAAUGUUUUGAGAAAAUUGUUGGCUUCAACAGAUUGUGUCAUGUUCCUUAAUUGCUAUGUAUGUAAAGUUGCUGGUCUUGGAGAAUGUAUAAUCUGACAAGAACCUCUUUUUUACCUCGUGCAAUGGAAAAUCUAAUAAUUGAAUUCUCCAA